Messenger RNA from Heteronotia binoei (common prickly gecko), 2142 nucleotides. It is a transcript of the gene RAB34, whose product is annotated as RAB34, member RAS oncogene family. Bases 175 to 981 code for a protein of 268 amino acids. Lineage: Eukaryota; Metazoa; Chordata; Lepidosauria; Squamata; Gekkonidae. The transcript has 11 exons. The record is from RefSeq and is a predicted model, not a curated record. Gene Ontology annotation, molecular function: GTPase activity; GTP binding. Gene Ontology annotation, biological process: endocytosis; phagosome-lysosome fusion.
CGCGGCCCGCCGCUUCGUCUGCCUGCUCGCUUGGCCGCCGGAGAAGGUAGGGAGGGAGCCUCGACGGGGACCCCGUGCGCAGAAACUAGUGCGACGCCUUGACGAGCGCAACCCUCUUUGCGCCCAGGAAGGCGAGAGUGUCUCUGGGCGCAUGCAGAGCGCCUGCAAGUAUGAAUGCUUGAGGCGUCUGCAGUCCCAGUCAUGAGUUUCCUUGCACCUGUCAGGAAGGAUCGGGUCAUUGCUGAGCUGCCCCUGUGUUUCACCAAAGAGGCAGCACUGAAUACCAGGACCUCCUUCCACUCCAAAGUAGUUGGAAUGUGUCAGGCCCAGCGCACUGGCACUGUGGGGUUUAAAAUAUCCAAGAUCAUCGUGGUGGGCGACCUCUCGGUGGGCAAAACCUGUCUGAUCAACAGAUUUUGCAAAGACACCUUUGACAAAAACUACAAAGCCACCAUUGGAGUGGACUUUGAGAUGGAGCGCUUCGAGGUCUUGGGGGUUCCGUUCAGCCUGCAGCUGUGGGAUACGGCCGGCCAGGAGCGCUUCAAGUGCAUUGCGUCCACCUACUACCGAGGAGCACAAGCCAUCAUUCUUGUAUUUGACGUGAACGAUGUGACAUCUCUCGACCACACCAGGCAGUGGCUGACCGAUGCCUUGAAAGAGAACGACCCUUCCAGCGCCAUCCUCUUCUUAGUGGGCACCAAGAAGGAUCUCAGUUCACCUGCACAGUACAGGUUCAUGGAGAGGGAUGCCCUCAAGGUGGCAAAAGAGAUGCAGGCAGAAUACUGGGCUGUAUCAUCACUCACAGGGGAGAACGUGCGGGAAUUCUUCUUCCGAGUGGCAGCGCAGACCUUUGAGGGCAGCGUCCUGGCAGAGCUGGAGAAGAGUAGCGCUCGCCGGAUUGGCGACAUUGUGCGGAUUGCUAGCGACGAACGGGACUUGUACCUGACCGAGAAGAGACGCCAUGCCAAAUGCUGCCAGUGAUGUCACCCGCCUGGACCCCGCCCCAUUGCCCACCUCGUCUUCGCACUGAACUCGUUUUGAUACCAAAGGACAGCGACUCCCCCCACUCCCUCACCCGAGCUGGGCAUUUCUGUGGCUUAUGACCUGGAGACGAGUGAGGGACCCCCUCCUAUAGGAGACGCCCCUCCUGGCCUCCAUUUUCCUCUUGGGCCACAGCCAACGCUUUCGGACCUCGUUGCAUGUUGCUCCUUCCCUGGUUCCAGCAGCGCUGCCCUGACCAGCUUCUGCCUGUGCCUGUUUGCAGGCUAGGGAUUUUGCCAGAAUCGGCCUGCCUGACCCCUUGGCCUGUAUUCCUGCCCGUUGGUAACCUCGGCUCUUGACCCAGUCUCAGGCCUUCGCCUUCCAGAUGUGCAGGGCGGGGCCAUAGCCGGGAUGUCAUAUUUGGUGAGGCCCACAGCAGGAUUUGUUGUUCGGGAGGGCUGGAGGGCCACCCAGUUUGGCAGCCCAGGGGUCUUGGCUUUGUAAGCUGCCUUCAGUCCCACAAGCUGACCUCCCUUUGUGCCUGGGCAGUCACAGCAGCUCUGCUCCCCACACCCCUUUCUUCUGUGCCCUCCCUCUCGGAGAGACAAGAGACCUCUUGACUCUUCUCCCCCUUUCCUCUGCGAGGUGUGUUAGGGAAGGGGAGAGAAAAAAGCGAAAAGACCAGCAGCAACGCUACUACUUGUUCAGAGUGGCGGUGAGCAAAGGGGACAGAUUUGGGACCCUCCAAUGGAGGGGCUAUAUAGUUGGAAGGGGGGGCGGGUUGAAAGGAUGGGCCUGGUCCAGGGACAGGAACAUCCCACCUGCUGGGUCACAAAGACAAGGGAUCCCAAGAGCUCCCAUCGGCUCCAGCGUGUCAGCUGCCGCAGGGACUCUGUGUGGUUGGGCCAGAGUUUUCCAGCUGUGGUCUCCAGGAGGGGUUGCUGGUCUUGGCUCUGGCCGUCUCCCCCAAAAGAACACUGAGUGGCCCAUGCUGUCGGGGCUUUGCUCCUUCCCCCACCCAGGGCAGCAGCGACAGGAGACCCGCGGCAUCUCCAGCCCUCUGACCUUCCCAUUCCGGCGACAUCAGAGAACAAAUAUCAAACCACCUCCAGCACUUUAUACAUUCCUAAUGGUGGCAAUAAUCACAAGAACAAAGAUUCA